This is a messenger RNA of Hyaena hyaena (striped hyena), 1105 nucleotides long. It is a transcript of the gene CENPV, whose product is annotated as centromere protein V. The record is from RefSeq and is a predicted model, not a curated record. Gene Ontology annotation, biological process: regulation of chromosome organization; positive regulation of cytokinesis; pericentric heterochromatin formation. The transcript has 5 exons. NCBI's taxonomy places the organism in Eukaryota, Metazoa, Chordata, Mammalia, Carnivora, Hyaenidae. Bases 31 to 831 code for a protein of 266 amino acids. Gene Ontology annotation, molecular function: carbon-sulfur lyase activity. Gene Ontology annotation, cellular component: kinetochore; spindle midzone; nucleus.
GCGAGGCCUGCGCGCCCGGCUGCGGGAGCCAUGCGGCGGGCGAGGAGCGGCGCGGCCGCCAAGCCCCGCGCGCAGAAGCGGCCGGGAGCCUCCGGGCCCCCCGCGGCCGCCCCCGCGGCCCCCAGGGCCAGCCGCUCCCGGCGCUCCUCGGGCCAGGCCGGGGGCGAGAGCCGGCCGGCGGCGAGGCAGCCGUCGGCGCAGCGGCGGCCGAGGCAGUCGUCGCCGCGGGCCCAGGAGGCGGGCCCCGGGCAGCCGCCGCCGGAGCUGCCGCCGCUCCCGCCGCCGCCGCCGCCGCCGCCGCCCCCCGUCUCGCCGGCAGCCUCGCUGCCCGACCUGGGCGACCAGCGGGAGCGCUGGGAGACGUUCCAGAAGCGACAGAGGCUCACCUUCGAGGGCGCCGCCAAGCUGCUGCUGGACACCUUCGAGUACCAGGGCCUGGUGAAGCAUACCGGGGGCUGCCACUGCGGAGCGGUUCGUUUUGAAGUUUGGGCCUCGGCCGACUUGCACAUCUUUGACUGCAACUGCAGCAUUUGCAAGAAGAAACAGAAUAGACACUUCAUUGUACCGGCUUCUCGCUUCAAGCUCCUGAAGGGAGCGGAGAGCAUAACCACGUACACGUUCAACACGCACAAAGCUCAGCACACGUUCUGUAAGCGAUGCGGCGUUCAGAGCUUUUACACUCCCCGCUCGAACCCCGGAGGCUUCGGAAUCGCCCCACAUUGCCUCGAUGAGGGCACCGUGCGGAGUGUGGUCAUUGAGGAGUUCAAUGGCACCGACUGGGAAAAGGCCAUGAAGGAGCACAAGACCAUCAAGAACAUGUCUAAAGAGUGAGCUCCUGCUUCGCCCUUCCUGGAAAGGAGGAACGAUGGUGGCCGGCGGCUUUGCUGUCCCUGCUGCGCCUCGGUGGUGCCGGUGACUGUGGCCGGCCCCGGGCUGCUGGCUCCGUUGGCCGGUGGCCAUCUUGACCUUCGCAGUUCGCUCCAGCUACCAGUUUCUUUAGGCAGCUCUUUGUCCUUCCUCAGCCCAGAUUUUGAUGUAGGCUAGUUGAUAUCCUUUCUCUUCUCAACUUUUGUGUGAUCUUUUAGAAAAAUAAAUAUUUUUAACA